Messenger RNA from Rhinichthys klamathensis goyatoka, 1562 nucleotides. It is a transcript of the gene dennd10, whose product is annotated as DENN domain containing 10. Gene Ontology annotation, biological process: protein transport; regulation of early endosome to late endosome transport. Gene Ontology annotation, cellular component: late endosome. The record is from RefSeq and is a predicted model, not a curated record. Gene Ontology annotation, molecular function: small GTPase binding; guanyl-nucleotide exchange factor activity. NCBI's taxonomy places the organism in Eukaryota, Metazoa, Chordata, Actinopteri, Cypriniformes, Leuciscidae. Bases 213 to 1262 code for a protein of 349 amino acids. The transcript is spliced from 9 exons.
UUCAACACUAGUAACAUCUAUUUUGAAAGGAGAACCGUUUUGGCAUUUUAAUUGUUUUCUGGAUAGACUGUCCCGGCAUAUUUGACAAUGGGUUGUGUCUGUUCGCUCUGAAAAACCUUUUCAUCUGCUUUCCAAACUGCUGUAGACAUAACUGCUCACAAAUCAUUAACGUAAGUUAUUAGAAACAGAUUAACGUGGACAAGGAAUGGAAUAUGGCUACAUCUGACCUGAUGCUGAGUCUUGGACUUAUUGAGAAAGAUGUAAAUGCAGACACGCUUUGGGUUUGGUGCUAUCCUUCCAUUGGUGCUGAUCUGCGAGAGGUUCUGUUGAGAAAAUGUUGCCUGACGUUGGACAAUCGGGUGCUGCACACGUUUGUAUUCGGACAGUACUGCAGAACCUGGUACUACAUCACCACUGUCGAGGUUCAGGAGCCAACUGUGCUUAAAAAGGUGACACAUUUCUCAAUAGUUGUCACAGCUAAGGACUUCAACCCUGAAAAAUAUGCUGCAUUCAGUAGAGUUCUGUACAGGAUGUAUAUUAAACAUGGAAGUCCUGUGAAGAUGAUGGAAGGCUACAUUGCUGUUCUGACCAAAGGGAUAUGCCAGAGUGAUGAGAACGGUUCCUUCCUUAUCAAAGAUUAUGACGUCAGGAAGGCCUACCUGGGUGGCUCCUUAAAAGAUGUUGUGUCACAAUUUGGUAUGGAGACCAUCAUCCUUUACACAGCACUAAUGCUGAAAAAAAGAGUGGUGGUCUAUCACCCACGGAUUGAGGCGCUGCUGGAGUUCACAAGAGCUCUUCCUGGCCUAGUAUGGCAUAGAAAAGACUGGUCCAUACUCCAGCCUUUUGUUCAUCUGGAUAAUAAUGAGCUGGAAAACCUCAAGCUGUGUACAGGGUAUGUUGCAGGGUUUGUCGAUGCUGAAGUCAGAGACCGAUCAGACCUGUUUGAUGUGUAUGUAAAUCUACCAGACAGUGAGAUCACGGUCUCACAAAAUGCCAAAGAGGCAAUGGCUAUGGGAAAACUUCAUAAAGAGAUCGGCAACUUCAUUGUCCAGGCUGCAGAGGACACUGAUCGCACAGAUGCACAGGUUAUUAAGGAUAUUUCAGUAAAAACUAAAGAAAUCCUCAGUAAUCUGAUGUCUCUUGCUGAUGAAGCAGACAACUCCAAAUUGACUUUGGAGACUCUGAAGCAGCGGCAUUACCCUCCAGCGACUGAAAACUUCCUCUUCCACUUAGCUGCAGCUGAGCAACUCUUGAAGAUUUGACCAAUCAGUGCAUCCUGUCCAACUGGCAUGCCUCACAAUAAUCACUGAGAUAGGAACUUGCCUUUCAAAGUGGAAUCAUUCACAAAAUGAAUUGUAACAUUUGGAUAAUCUCUAAUAUCAGGGUUGUAAAUGGGAAAAUAAGUUUUAUUGGGACAAUAUAAAGAUAUAGAAGUACAACACAUAGCUAUAACAUGAUGGGUGCAAUUACGAAUGUUGAAUGUGACAUUUCUAAGUAAUAACACAGGUUUGAGGUAAAUAAUUAUUAUUAAUCAAACCUUUUUGGUAGUAUUUAGAUCUUGA